CCCCCCCCCCCCCCUCAACACACACAUGCGUCACAUGUCCGUCUCCAUCGCCUAGCUAUGCCAGUGCAUAGGCCUCCAGUUCGUCGAGGUCGAAGUACCAGCCCCUGACACUUGCAGGGGAAAAGCCUGCCUGACUAAUCGUCUCCCAGCCGGGCACGUGCACCUUGGCCCUCUCCCAGGUCGGCCAGAAGCUGGACGGCGCAAAGGCGUGGCAUCGCUUCAGCGAGUGCAGCAUCGCGACAUUGACUGAAGGGGGGCGCUGGCCGGCCGACGAGGGGAGGAUGCCCAUGUCGAAGCCCGACACAACGAGGAGUGCCCUCACGGUGGUGCCCUUGGCUGUAAUGUCAUCCUCCACACGCAGCUGUCGCAGCCCAGCAAGAUGUAACUUACUGCCGCCGAGAAGGCCUUCCUCUUGUCGAUACCCGGCCGGCCUCUUAAGCUUGAACAAAGCCGUCUUGGCUUCCACCUCGGACCCGUUGUCGGCCGUCACGUCGAUCUGGCCAGCAAUGGCCACGGCGAAGAGCUCCCCAGUGCCCUCAACGCGACCCAUGAGCAGCAGAGGCGAGUGGCCUUUGACUGCAUCGAGAAACUGCGCCCAUCGCCAGCCAUCCACUGAGGCACGGUAGAGGCGCUUGAUGGGCUCCCCCAGCCGUGCCGGAAUCGCCCUUAGAUGCGCCACAUGAGGGUCGAGGUCGUCGGUGGCUUUGACUGUGUCCCAUUCGGAGUUUCGGAUGAAGUCAAUAUGCUCCUGCGUGAGCAGCCAGUCUCCCUCUCCCGGCGACAGAUAGACGCUCGAGUCGAUGCCGAAGAGGUCCAGAGUUUCCCGGUACUCGCUGAGGUCGGAGGCGCCCAUCGACUGACGCACAUCCUCGAUGCUUGGAGGCCGACUGCAUGGACACACAGCACACGACAUCCAUCCAGGCAGUCAAUCAGUCUGUGUGUCUAGGGCGUGGCUGCAUGAGCGAACGUCUCACCUUUGGAUGCUGGCUCGCACGGCGAGAUCCACCACGCGGCGGACACAGUCGAGCGGACACACACUUGAACGAUCAUACCUGAAAGACAGACAGACACGGUGAUGGUAGGCCAACGCAUUAAUGCGUACGUACGUGUUGAAUCGUCUGAAGAAGUUGGAAGUCUCUCCGAGAGCUCGAGACGCCCCGACCGUCACUGUCACCUUCCAGGCGAUCACAUCGAGGGUCACCAGCUGAUCAAGCCAACCAACGCACAAUGGCAUAAGCCAGCUGAGGCGCCUGUCCCGUGCCCUCUCACCUCAUUGUCAUCUUUGCUGGGCGAUCUGAGCAGAGGUUUGAUUGCCCGCAGGCGGCCCAUGUCGGCUUCAGUGCUGUCUGUAGAACGGUCUCUUUGCUGGUCCGUGGGGACCCGCAAGAGCAUGUUGACCCAAUAACUGACAUGACGGACAACGUUGAUAGAUAGCAUCAUGCAGCACGUUGUUGUGUGAAGACACCCACCCACUCUCUCACCCACCUGAAUGGCAAGUCCCUCUUCUGUGCAUCAGACAGACCCAUGUCGUCGACGCUGAUGGCACCCUGCUCGUACCGCGUCAGCUUCUCGACCAUCCUGAUUUAACACAUCCAUUCAGCCAUGGCGGCCACCAAUCAACGGACACCCACGUGCCGUACCAGUUGAAUGCUGGCGCGUACACCGGGAGGAACCAGCGGCCAUGAGCAUCACGGACGAAUUCAUCGUCGACUUGGCCAGAGAAGAGGGUCGCCAUCACGCUGCCCUUGACGGCGCACAGUGUGGACCGCUUGACGCUGAGGCACUCGCCGCUGAUGUUGAGAUCAAUCCACUGCGCCAUCGUGCCCGCCGGCACCUCAUGGUCGUCCACCAGACGGAGGGCAGGCGCCUUGACGGCUGGAUCUGUCGAUGAGAUGAGGCUGCAUCCAGCCGUCUUGUCGUCCUCAGGUGACCGAGAUGCAUCGUUGCCACUCACAGUCGCUCGAGGAAUACACGAAGGCCUGAAGGGGGCAUAGCAUCUGGCGAAUAGCCUCAUCCUUGCCCUCGCGAUCG
This is a messenger RNA of Vitrella brassicaformis, 2031 nucleotides long. The record is from the annotation of a GenBank genome assembly. Lineage: Eukaryota; Vitrellaceae.